UCAGCGCGCCCCCUCCCACUCCAAAUCACAGCUACCACCUCCGAGUCAGUGAACGGAGGGCAGAACGCGCGCAAAGUUCCGCUGCUCACUCACUCCAACAUCUGCCGUGCGCGGAGCGCGUUCGGAGCUGCGGACUCUGACGAACACCGGCAGUGACAGCAGCGAGCGGAGACACGCGUGAUGGCGCAGCGCUUCAGUGCGGAUCACUUCCGCGUGGGGGACCAUUUCUCCUCAACUGAAGUUUCCCCAAGCUGGAAGUUUUGAUGCCGUUUUGGAAUCAUUGACAUGCAAACAUUGACAUGUAUUUUUUUCUUUGAAACCUCCGGUUAAUUUAUGAAGACUAAAAUGGAGAGAAUUCUUUUUUCAUUUUUCCUAAUAUUUAUUUAUGUGGCGAAUGUAUUCAGUUAUAAAAUUGCCAAUAAUCUCCAACCCUACAUGCCCAACGUGUGCACAGACAGAGAGGUUACACUGGUCGCCCAGAGGCAGCCGAGCGUGCAAGCCUUCACACGCAUGGUUAAAGUGUGGAAGCAGGGCUGUGUGGGGCAACCGUGGUGCGUGGGACACGAGAGGAGGACGGCGUACUACACAGCAUACAGACAAGUCUACAGACAGGAUUAUCAGACUGUGCACAAGUGCUGCCCAGGAUGGUCUCAACAGAACGGGGAAGCAGGUUGUCUCUAUCCAGUGUGUAGCUAUGGAGUGUGCUUCAAUGGGGGCAAAUGUCGGGAAGGAUCCACCCAACUUUGUGAUUGCCCUGCAGGAUUCAGAGGACCCAGCUGCCAGUAUGAUGUGAACGAAUGUGAAGAAACCAACGGAGGCUGUGAGGCUCUCUGCUGCAACACCAUUGGAAGUUUCUACUGCAGGUGUCCUGUUGGGCAGAAGUUGAAUGAAGACGCUAAAACAUGUCAAGAUAUUAAUGAAUGCCAGGUCCACAAUGGAGGCUGCCAACACAAAUGUGUUAACACAAGGGGCUCCUAUCACUGUGAAUGCAACCCGGGCUCUCGUCUUCACGUGGACGGACGCACCUGCCUUCCCGUACGCUCCUGUGCCAUCCGUAACGGAGGAUGUGAACACUUGUGCGUCCAGCAGUCUGCUGCUUAUUUUCGCUGUCGCUGCAAGCCAGACUACGUGUUGGCAGAGGACGGGAAGCAUUGCAUAAUGCAGAAUCCCUGUGCAAACCAGAAUGGCGGCUGCAUGCACGAAUGCCGGGUGGAUGGUGGGAAGGCUCACUGUGACUGUAAGGUUGGAUACAUGCUAGCUGAGGACGGACGAACCUGCGAAGAUAUUGAUGAGUGUGAGACAGAAGAAUCCGACUGUGCACACGGCUGCCUCAACUCUCCGGGCUCCUACACGUGUGUUUGCAACGCCGGCUACGAGCUGGGGUCCAACGGGAAGCAGUGCUACAGAAUUGAGAUGGAAAUCGUGAACAGCUGUGAGAACAACAACGGUGGAUGCUCGCACCACUGCCAGCAUUCAACCAGCGGCCCCGUUUGUACCUGUAACCAUGGUUACAGACUAGGUGAUGAUCUGAAAACCUGUCUUGAUGUUGAUGAGUGUGGAGAGCAGGUCUCCUGUUGUGAGCAGGAAUGCACCAACUAUCCCGGUGGCUAUGAAUGCUACUGCUCUGCAGGAUACAGGCUCAGUUCAGACGGAUGUAGCUGUGACGAUGUAGACGAGUGUCUCGCUGCAAACGGAGGUUGUGAUCACACCUGCCAGAACACCGCGGGAUCCUUCCAGUGCUUUUGCCUCCAGGGUUACCGGCUGGAUGAGGACCGGCUGUCCUGCAUGCCGCUGGAGGACGCCAUCGAGGCCCUCUCCAGCGGGAGAGCCGUCGAGCUGCCCCUUAUUCGCCCUCAGCUCGUCUUGCUGCAGGAGUACGGCGAAGCUCUGGAGCGCUACGAUGACUAUGAGGACGACGAGGGCGAGCUGAGGGCUGAGAGCAACCUGGCCGAGAAAUUCUUGUGUCUGGACGACACCUUUGGCAGCGACUGCAGCCUGACGUGUGACGACUGCACCAACGGAGGACAAUGUAACGCCUGGAAAAGUGGCUGUGACUGUCCUGAUGGAUGGACAGGCAUCGUCUGCAACCAAACCUGUCCUGAAGGCUAUUUCGGCAAAAACUGCUCGUUUCCGUGUAAGUGUAAAAACGGUGCCAGCUGCGACCCCGUCAGUGGAGGCUGCCGCUGCCCCCCUGGUGUGAGCGGGGACUUGUGCCAGGAAGGUUGUCCUAAAGGCCUUUAUGGGAAGAUGUGCAACAAGAAGUGUAACUGUGCCUACAACGGCCGCUGCCACCGCACCUACGGAGCGUGUCUGUGCGAUCCUGGACUUUAUGGACGCUUCUGUCACCUCCCGUGUCCGAAGUGGACUUUUGGACCUGGCUGCUCUGAAGAAUGUAAAUGUGAUCAGAGGAACACCCAGGAAUGCCACCGGCGCCACGGCACCUGCAUCUGUAAACCUGGUUACCAGGGCAACACCUGCAAGGAAGCAUGUCAACCAGGCAGCUUUGGAGUUGGCUGUGAAAGGAAGUGUGCGUGUCCAUCAGGAGCGUCCUGUGAUCAUGUGACAGGACGUUGUGAGAAAAAAUGCCAUCCUGGUCGCCACAGCGAGAACUGCGAUCGAGACUGUCCAGACGGGCGGUUCGGAGCGGGCUGCACGCAGCUCUGUAACUGCAGCGGCGCCUCCUGUGAUAAAGCGACGGGGCAGUGCCUCUGCGCCGCAGGGAGAGUGGGACAGCACUGUGAGAACUCCUGCACUGACGGGUUCUGGGGUCCCGGAUGCAGAGAAGCCUGUCCUGCUUGUGAGAAUGGUGGAGUGUGUGAUAAAGUCAACGGGUCGUGUGACUGCCCACCGGGAUUCAUGGGAAGACUCUGUCAGAGCUCGUGCCCGGCUGGCCGUUUUGGUCAAAGAUGUCAAAUGGAAUGCGUGUGCGAGAACAAUUCCCACUGCGACCCGGUGAGUGGGCGGUGCAGCUGCGCCCCAGGCUGGACCGGACCCCACUGCAGUAAAGUCUGUGACGCUGGACACUGGGGGGCUGACUGCGCAGAAACCUGCGACUGCAGCAAUGCAGACCUGAGCUGCGACGCCGUGACGGGACAGUGCAGCUGUGAAGCUGGUUUUACUGGAACCCACUGCAAGCAGAAAUGUCCUGCAGGAUUGUUCGGUUCUGCGUGUCGUCACAAGUGUCAGUGUGAAAACGACGCCUUGUGUGACCAUGUGAGUGGAGCGUGUACAUGCCAGGCAGGAUGGACCGGCGCCUUCUGUGAAAAGCCCUGUCCUCAGGGGUUCUACGGUCUGGACUGCCAGCAGAGGUGUUUGUGUCUGAACGGCGGGGGCUGUGAUCACGUCAGCGGCCUGUGCUCUUGUCCUGCCGGCUGGAUCGGCCAGUUCUGCAACCUGACCUGCCCAGCUGGAUUCUAUGGCGUGGCGUGUAACCAAACCUGCCCCUGCAGAAACGGCGGCAUCUGCCACCCGGCCAGUGGGCGGUGUCGGUGCUCACCUGGCUGGACCGGGCCCAGCUGUCAGGAAGAAUGCUCUGCUGGGUUUUAUGGCGCCGACUGUCGGCAGCGCUGUUUGUGCCAGAAUGGAGCGGCCUGUAACCAGACGGACGGAGCCUGUCGAUGCGCCAGUGGAUGGACGGGUGCAGCCUGUGAGCUGGAAUGUGCAUCAGGACGAUUCGGGGCGGGCUGCCAGCGGCGGUGUGAAUGCGAGAACGGCGGUCAGUGCGACAGACGGACGGGCCGCUGCAGCUGCAGCGCCGGCUGGCUGGGAGAGCGUUGUGAGAAAGCGUGUGAAGCCGGCCGGUUUGGCGUCGGCUGCGUGGAGCGAUGUCACUGUGUGAAUGCAGCUUCCUGUCAUCAUGUCACCGGGGAGUGUCUCUGUCUGCCAGGGUGGAGGGGGAAACGAUGCGACAAAGCGUGUUUGCCGGGUUCGUACGGCAAAAGCUGCUCGCGGUCCUGCAGCUGCGCUCAGGGAGCCUCCUGCCAUCACGUCUCUGGACAGUGCGGCUGUCCUGCUGGAUUCACGGGCAGCGGAUGUGAAAAGACUUGUCUUCCAGGAACUUUUGGGCCAAACUGUAAUCAGGUGUGCCAGUGCUCAGAGCGGAACCAGCUCUGCCACCCGGUGUCUGGAUCGUGUUACUGCGCUCCAGGCUUUCAUGGCCUCAAGUGUGAGCAAGUUUGCGCCGAGGGCCGCUACGGCUCCGACUGCCAGCAAGAGUGUCGGUGUGAAAACGGGGGCGAGUGCGACCCUUUCACCGGAGGCUGUGAAUGUCCCGCUGGGUUCAUAGGCCCGCACUGCAACACCACGUGUCCUGCCGGCCGCUAUGGGCUCCACUGCGCCCAGGUGGCGCUGUGUGGGGUCGGAGCCCAGAGUGACCCGGUCACCGGUCGGUGUGUGUGCCCCCCUGGAUGGAGAGGGGAGGACUGCAGACAGGGCUGCCCUCCAGGCUGGUUCGGGGCGGACUGUGCCAGACUCUGUAACUGCAGUAACGGAGGAGCGUGUGACUCUGCCACCGGCAACUGCAGCUGCGCUCUGGGAUGGACCGGUGAACACUGCGACACAGAGUGUGCUGCGGGUCGAUUUGGGGCCAACUGCGCACUGAGGUGCAACUGUCAGAAUAACGGCUCGUGUGACAGAGUGACGGGGGCGUGUCGGUGCGGGCCAGGCUACUACGGAAGCUUGUGUGAACAUGCCUGCCCUCCUGGUUUCCACGGCCGGCUGUGUCAGCUGCAGUGCGACUGCAUGAACGGCGCUUCCUGUCACCCCGCGUCGGGCCGCUGCGUCUGUCCUCCGGGAUAUCACGGCGUCCACUGUCACCAAGUGUGUGAGCGGGGCAGCUACGGUCAAGACUGCGCCAAAGCAUGCGACUGCGAGGGUGCUGCUCCCUGUGACCCCGUGACCGGGAGAUGCAUCUGCCCUUCAGGGAGGACCGGACACAGAUGUGACAUCGACUGCAGAGCUGAUCUCUUCGGGCCCGACUGCUCGGAGACCUGCACGUGUCAGAACCAGGCGCAGUGCGAUCCUCGCAGCGGCCGCUGUCGCUGCCCGCACAGCUGGAUCGGACCCUCCUGUCAAGAAGGGGGACCGCCGCAUCACUCCCACGGGAGCCGCCGAGGGGGCUCGCCGCAUGACAACUCAUUAUAGCAGGAGAACAGAAACGGGGACGUUUCAGUGAAGGCUUCGGACAGCGAAGAGGAAGAAUGAUGGAAGCAGACUCUGGGAACUGCAUCAGAACCGGGCUGUUCUGGGAAUAAGUGCAGCGAGAGCUUUUUUGUUUUGCACUCACUUUGUUCAUUUUGUCUUCAACGUACUGUAUUUGAAGCAGACAGCCUCACUGGUUGAUAAGGAUGUUUUUUUCCAGGCUGAUGAUGCUUUACUGUACAGAUGUUUUUUUUUUACCAUACAUUUCUUGCCAGGAGCAGCUGCUUGUUGAUUUAUUGAGUGCUUCAUAUUUAUAUUUUCUGCUGGUUCCGAGGCAAACACUCACAAACAAAUAAAGAGACUGCUCCCA
This is a messenger RNA of Oryzias melastigma (Indian medaka), 5509 nucleotides long. RefSeq names its product multiple EGF-like-domains 6b (gene megf6b). Bases 334 to 5142 code for a protein of 1602 amino acids. The transcript has 38 exons. Lineage: Eukaryota; Metazoa; Chordata; Actinopteri; Beloniformes; Adrianichthyidae. Gene Ontology annotation, molecular function: scavenger receptor activity; calcium ion binding; protein binding. The record is from RefSeq and is a predicted model, not a curated record.